AUGGCCAACUCUGAGGAUAGGAGUGUCCCUCCAAACCCUGAAUCCCCUCCUCCUUCUCCUGCUCCCAAAUCUCCCCCUCCCUCUGCCCCUACUCCUCCCUGUGUCCCUGCUCCUGCUCCUCCUUCUGCUCCUGCCCCUGCUUCUGCUCCUGCUCCUGCUCCACCGACUGCUGGCACUGGAAUUGCUACCGAUUCCAGUAUCAAUGUUGGUAGCUUAGGAAUCCCCUCCACUGCAAGUUCCGAUGUCAUUUUCAAAUUUGGCACCCAUACUAUUGCAAACCCUUCUGGAAGGCCUGUUUUAAGGGUUUAUGGAAGGAGCGUCCCCAUCCACUCAGUCAAUGUUCCUCCUAACAAAAGAGAAACCAUGCUGAAGGCGGGGGAAGGAACUUCUGCAGAUCGAACAGUGAAGCCCAUUGUUGAACAAACACCAAAAUCCGAACCAACACCAACUCUGGAACUCAGGCUGAAUGCGGGGGGAGCAACAUCUGAGGACCAGAUGGUGAAACCCCUUGUUGAACCGGCACCAAGAUCCGAACCAACACCAACUCUGGAGCUCACGUUGAAUGCAGGGGGAGGCACAUCUUCGAACCAGAUGAUGAAGCCCGUUGUUGAACUGGCACAAGAACCCGAACCAACACCAAAUCUGGAACUCUUGCUGAAUGCGGGGGAAGGAACAUCUGAGGACCGGAUGGUGAAGACGGUUGUUGAAUCGGCACCAGAACCUGAACUAACACCAACUCUGGAACUCAUGCUGAAUGUGGACGGAGGAAUAUUGGACGACCAGAUGUUGAAGCCCAUUGUUGAACCGGCACCAGAACUGGAACGAACACCAACACUGGAACCUCCACAGUUACCUGUGGUAAUGAGAACAUGCUAUGUAUGUAGAAAUGUGUUUGAUUCGCUGAUAAACUUGUUUAGACACAUGCAAACACAUCCGGAAGCCUGGUAUCCUCCUUUGAUUUCUGAUGUUGUUGGUCGUGGUGGUGACCCUGUACCACCACCACCACCACUACCACCACCAUCACCUGAAAGGCCCAACCAUCUCCCUGAUCUCAACGUGAAUGCUGCUGCUGCUCCCGCGGAACGGGUGUAUCGAGUGCCGAAUUUAAAUUUCCCACCUCCAGAAGAGGAAGAGGAGGAGGUGAAUGAGGAGUAA
Messenger RNA from Solanum dulcamara, 1155 nucleotides. Its product is annotated as vegetative cell wall protein gp1-like. Lineage: Eukaryota; Viridiplantae; Streptophyta; Magnoliopsida; Solanales; Solanaceae. The record is from RefSeq and is a predicted model, not a curated record. The transcript has a single exon. The coding region runs from base 1 to 1155 and encodes 384 amino acids.